AAUCCCCCUCAUCCGCCACCACGUUCAGUCACUCCGUCAAUAUAAAACAGCCCCGACCUUUCAAUUCUCACCCAAAACGUUCCAAUUUCAACUUUCUCAGAUUUCCAACUUCCUCUCUCUCCCAAAUCUCAAGAGUCCAAGAAACCAGAAAAAGAUGGCCCGUACCAAGCAGACUGCUCGUAAGUCCACCGGAGGCAAGGCUCCAAGGAAGCAAUUGGCUACCAAGGCUGCUCGAAAGUCGGCUCCGACCACCGGAGGUGUGAAGAAGCCCCACAGAUACCGCCCCGGAACUGUCGCUCUUCGUGAAAUCCGUAAGUACCAGAAGAGCACAGAGCUGCUGAUCAGGAAGCUCCCAUUCCAGAGGCUGGUUCGUGAGAUUGCGCAGGACUUCAAGACCGACCUGCGUUUCCAGAGCCAUGCGGUGUUGGCACUGCAGGAGGCAGCUGAGGCAUACCUUGUUGGGUUGUUUGAGGACACCAAUCUCUGUGCCAUUCAUGCCAAGCGUGUCACUAUUAUGCCCAAGGAUAUCCAGCUCGCCAGGAGGAUCAGGGGCGAGAGGGCUUAAGCAGAGGAUUAGAAGUUGCUCUGUGUAAAAGGGGGGGGGGAUGCUUGGUGGGAUUUCUUGAUUAAUCAAUCAUGAAUUCAUGAUUUAGGGGAAUGUUGUUUUUAGGGUUUUAUUCUUGUCUGGUUAGUAUGUAUGUAAUCGUAACAACUCUUUAAGACUUGGUUGCUGUGGUUGCAAUUAUAAUUGUGUUGAACCUCUA
Messenger RNA from Argentina anserina (silverweed cinquefoil), 764 nucleotides. Its product is annotated as histone H3.3. The coding region runs from base 155 to 565 and encodes 136 amino acids. Gene Ontology annotation, molecular function: DNA binding; protein heterodimerization activity; structural constituent of chromatin. Gene Ontology annotation, cellular component: nucleosome; nucleus. Lineage: Eukaryota; Viridiplantae; Streptophyta; Magnoliopsida; Rosales; Rosaceae. The transcript is spliced from 4 exons. The record is from RefSeq and is a predicted model, not a curated record.